Messenger RNA from Plasmopara halstedii, 1113 nucleotides. Its product is annotated as Domain of unknown function DUF4200. The transcript has 3 exons. The coding region runs from base 1 to 1113 and encodes 370 amino acids. Lineage: Eukaryota; Oomycota; Peronosporomycetes; Peronosporales; Peronosporaceae. The record is from RefSeq and is a predicted model, not a curated record.
AUGGAGGCCACAAAGUCCGAAGCUGGAAGCUUUUUUGAUGAUAUGCACGGAAUUUUUAUUACGGAAGCACGCAUUGCUAAUGGAAAAAACCCACUGCGUGAAAUUAAAGAUAUGGAACCUGUGGUAUCGGGCAUAUCUCAAAUGUCACAGUCUACAUUGCUACUUAAGAAGCGAAAAGAAUUGCGUGAGAUCGACGAUGCUUUAGAUUUUAUGAAAGAAGAGUUUUCGCAGCGCAUGGAAACAUGUGACGCCCGCCAGCGUGAGCUUGACCGUAAGAAAGCUGAAAUGAAAGAGCAAGUGGCACGUUUUGAAAAGUUUAUCAAAGAAAAUGAUAUGAAAAGAACACGAGCCGAAUUAAAGUCUAAAAGCGAACAUCGAAGUGGAGAAAUAAAUGAGGCUCGAAAAAAACAGCUUGUAAUGCAAUUACAAAAGUAUGGACUGGAACGUGAAGCUCUCGAACGCAAACGCGAUCAAAUGCUUAAAUAUCGACAGUAUCUUGAAGCUGUUGUUGAAAUAUCCGACAGUGAAUUUGAAGAAAUUGGUGAUGUCCUUAAUCGGCAUGCUACACUAGUGGAUACGAACAACGAUUUGACAGCUCAGGUUCAAUCUGCAGAAACUGAUACCGACCAACUGCGCCAGCGAAUUCGUACUGUAAAAGCUGAGAUGCAAAACGUUGUGCUUGUUCAAAACAGUAGUAUCCACGAGCAGCAACAACAGCUCGAAACUCUUCGUUCGGAAGCAUUACGAUUAGAUCUAGACAGACAACGCAACGAUCGAAUUGCCAACGACCGAAGCCGAGAAUCCGGUCAGAUCGUGCUCACAGUGACAAACUUGUACAAUCGACUCAAUUUCCGAGACAAACUUUCAGUAUUCCGAGGGAAAGAGAUCGAUGCCACACAACAUGUUCAAAAUUUGCUCAAGACUAUCGCCACAAGGAUUGUCGAUCUUGACUAUAUUGUCAACAAGUUUAAGGAACAGAAUGCAAUGAAGAUUGGAAAUAACAAUAACUCGAGUAGGAAUAACUCAAACAAUGCCAUAAGUGAUGUGACUUGGAAUGAUCGGGCUGAAAAAUUGACAUCAGUAAAAAAUGUAAAAUUGCCACCACUUACUUAA